Molecule: messenger RNA, 669 nt
Organism: Wyeomyia smithii (pitcher-plant mosquito)
Lineage: Eukaryota; Metazoa; Arthropoda; Insecta; Diptera; Culicidae
Exons: 1
Coding region: 328-573 (81 amino acids)
Source: RefSeq, a predicted model, not a curated record
ACGAUUUGUAUCAGAACACAAAGCGAGUCUUGAUACUUAAUUCUACCAGCUUUUAUAGAUUUUUCUCCACAAAUCCAUAAAAGCAUCAACCAUAGUUCGGAAUUUAAGUUAGCGUGUGGCUUAGUCAUAGCAAAUAAUUAAACAAAUUUAUCUCCUUUGAGAUUUUGCUAAAAUUUGAGAAUUGUUUUUGUGACCAGUGUUUUUUUUUAUUUUCUUUGCGAUAACUUUGACAACCCCAGCCCAUGUUGGAGUAAAGCGAAAGAAAAACAAAAACUGUGGUGUAGAAGUUUGAAAAGCAGUUUACAAUAUAUUCAGGCUACAGUCAUAAUGCGAAAACAAUCUAAAAACAUACUCCUGGACCGGCUUCAUCGGGGCGCCGUCUACACCUGCAUGGGAGUGACCCUGUGGGCCAGCUACGUGAUAGGAGCGCGGUUGUACCAUUAUUUCACCGUGGUUAAACCGGCGCGGAAGGCAGAAGAAUUGCGAAUGUUGGAAGCGGGUGCUGGUACAGGACCGGCCCUAGCGUCCACCGCUACAGGUCAGCUUGACACGGCACCGACGUUAAGGUCGUAAACACCGUAUAGCCCGGCGCUGUUGUAUGUUUUGUGAUUGCUAGUUUGAAGAUACCAUUAUAUAAUGAUACAAUAAAAGAUGAAAUCUAUUCCAUAA